Emiliania huxleyi CCMP1516 is the source of this 2247-nucleotide messenger RNA. RefSeq lists its product as hypothetical. Gene Ontology annotation, cellular component: endoplasmic reticulum membrane. Bases 1 to 2247 code for a protein of 748 amino acids. Gene Ontology annotation, biological process: oligosaccharide metabolic process; protein N-linked glycosylation. The record is from RefSeq and is a predicted model, not a curated record. The transcript has 4 exons. Gene Ontology annotation, molecular function: Glc3Man9GlcNAc2 oligosaccharide glucosidase activity. Lineage: Eukaryota; Haptophyta; Isochrysidales; Noelaerhabdaceae.
AUGCCACCAAAGCACGCUUCCAGGCCUCCCGCCUCGCGGCAGGCGCAGCGCUGGGCGAAGGACCUCAAGCUGAUCGGCGCGGCCGCCGCGCUGGUGGCCGCCUUUCUCCUCGGCUCGGCCUUCCUGUCUCCCCGCUCUCACCGCGUGUCCUCCUCCGCGCCAAAGCGGCCACAGAGCGCCAGCCCGCCGACGGCGCCGGUCCCCAUCGCGCUGGCGGGCGGCACGCUCUCUCGCUUCACGGCUGAGCACAACGCCUCCCUCCUCUGGGGCACGUACCGGCCCGGCGUCUACUUUGGGAUGCGCUCGCGCACAGCGCCGACGGCGCUCGUCGCCGGGCUGAUGUGGACGCGGGCGAGGCCAGACGGAGGCGUCGACGCGACGACGCUGCGCCACCAGUGCGAGCAGGACGGGCUCGAGCGAUACGGCUUCACCGCCCACGACGGGCGCGGCUUCGGGAGCCAGCCCAUCGUCGACCGCGCCAACGGCGUCCACCUCACCACCACGUUUCCGAUCGCGGGCGCCGCGCCCAAGCAGCACCUCUUCCUCUACCUCUCGCUCGACACCGAGUUUGCGCCGCGGCUGUCUCGCGGCGCGGCGCUCGGCAAGCUGGAGGUGCUCUCGUUCCAGCCGGAGGAGGGGGUGCACGUGGGCGGGCAGGUGGAGGAGGUCGGCCGCUUCUCCCUCCUCGCUGCGGCGCGCACGCAGGGCGGCGACCCCCUCCCGCUGCGAGCCUGGGGCUCCGCAGCUCGGCACCACUCCCACCUCAACGUGGCGGAGCUAAUCCGCUCGCGCACAGACGCGUUCCACGCCCGCCUCGCCUCCACGUUUGGCUUGGACGAGCAGCGCGAGGGCGGCGCGCUUCGGCUCGGCGGGUCGCCCCUCGGGGAGAGGGAGAAGGGCUUCGCCGCGGCGGCGCUCGCGGCGCAACUCGGCUCGCUCGGCUUCUUUUACGGCAAGACGGUGGUCGCUCCCCCGCCGGGCAGCUUCUCGCCGCCUCCGCCGCCGCAGGAGACGGAGGCGGCGCCGCUCUUUGCGGUGGUUCCGUCCCGCCCCUUUUUCCCGCGCGGCUUCCUGUGGGACGACGGCUUCCACUCGCUCGUGGUGGGCGAGUGGGACGGCCCCCUCGCGGACGACAUCGCCGCGCACUGGCUCGGGCUGAUGCACGAGGACGGGUGGAUCCCGCGCGAGCAGAUCCUCGGCGCCGAGGCAGCCGCCCGCGUGCCGGCCGAGUUCCUGCCGCAGCGCCGCUUGCACGCCAACCCGCCCACCCUGGCGGGGUCGAGGCCGCACACCUACCGCUGGCGCGGCAGGGACAAGUCGGACGGGCGGCUCAACGCGAUGACGCUCGCCUCUGGGCUGGACGACUACCCGCGCGCGACGGUUCCGGGCGAGGGGGAGCGCCACCUCGACCUGCUCUGCUGGCUCGCCUUCUUCUCUCGCUUCCUGGCGCAGCUCUCCGAGAGGACCGGCGACGGCGGCGAGGCGGCACGCUACCGAGAGGAGCACCGUGCGCAGCUCGCGUCGCUGGAGCAGCACCACUGGAGCCCCGGCCUGCGCGCCUACUGCGACUGGGGCAGGCACGCCAACGCGGGCCGCUUCGUGCAGCUGGUCGUCGUCAAGUGUGGCACCGCCGACGGAGGCAGCGCGGUCGAGCACACGGUGUCGGACCCGGAGCGGCCCGACUGCCCGCGCUCUCACCCGCGCUUCCUCUUCCCGCUCGGCGACGGGAAGGGCGGGCUGCUGACGCGCGCAAAGCUGCAGCCACGGGGCCUCAAGGACCAGCACGUGGAGCACCUCGGCUACGUCUCGCUCUUCCCGCUCCUGCUGCGGCUCUUGCCGCCCGACUCGCCCUCGCUGCCGCACGUGCUCGACCUACUGCGCGACCCGGACCGCCUGUGGUCGCCGCACGGUCUGCGCUCCCUCUCCAAGGCGGACGCGAUGUGGUACGGGCGCGAGAACGCGCCGGGCGACGCGCCCUACUGGCGCGGCCCCAUCUGGGUCAACCUCAACUACCUCUGCCUCGCCGCCCUCCGCCACUACGCGCAAGCGGCGGGCCCGCAGAAGGAGCGGUCCGCCGCUCUCUACGCCGAGCUCCGCGAGGCCCUCGUCGGCACCAUGGUCUCCGAGUGGGAGCGGACCGGCUACUUUUGGGAGCAGUACGACCCAGACACGGGCCGCGGGCAGCGCACGCACCCCUUCAACGGCUGGUCCUCGCUCGGGCUCCUCGCGCUCGCGGAGGUGUACUAG